GCCGAUUUAAAGCUGGCUGUGGGCGGAGUAGAGGAAGACUUCUUAGUGGAAGCUCACGCAGCCGGACACAAGAUCGAAAUGGCGGCGCCAGCAGAGAGGAUGGAGGUUUCUCAGGGGGAGAGCUCAGCCAAGCCUGCAGCUGAAGAUAUGACGUCAAAGGACUACUACUUCGACUCAUACGCCCACUUUGGCAUUCAUGAGGAGAUGUUGAAAGAUGAGGUUCGCACCCUGACCUACCGCAAUUCCAUGUUCCACAACAAGCAUCUGUUUAAGGAUAAGGUGGUACUGGAUGUGGGCAGUGGGACAGGAAUCCUUUGCAUGUUUGCUGCCAAAGCUGGAGCCAAGAAGGUUAUAGGGAUUGAGUGCAGCAGCAUCUCGGACUAUGCUGUCAAAAUUGUCAAGGCCAACAAGCUGGAUGAUGUUGUGACCAUCAUCAAGGGGAAGGUGGAGGAGGUGGACCUGCCAGUGGAGGGAGUAGACAUCAUCAUAUCAGAGUGGAUGGGUUACUGCCUCUUCUAUGAGUCCAUGCUCAAUACGGUCAUUUAUGCCAGGGACAAAUGGCUGAAGCCAGAUGGACUCAUUUUCCCAGACAGGGCAACCCUUUACGUCACUGCCAUCGAAGACAGGCAGUACAAGGACUACAAAAUCCACUGGUGGGAGAACGUGUAUGGCUUUGAUAUGUCAUGCAUAAAGGAGGUUGCAAUUAAGGAACCCCUGGUGGACGUGGUGGACCCUAAGCAGCUGGUCAGCAGCGCCUGUCUCAUCAAGGAGGUGGACAUCUACACAGUGAAGGCAGAAGACCUGACCUUCACUUCACCGUUCUGCCUGCAGGUGAAGAGGAAUGACUACAUCCACGCUCUGGUCACCUACUUCAACAUUGAGUUCACCCGCUGUCACAAGAGGACCGGCUUCUCCACCAGCCCAGAAUCUCCCUACACCCACUGGAAGCAGACGGUCUUCUACUUGGAUGAUUACCUGACUGUCAAGACUGGUGAGGAGAUCUUCGGCACCAUCAGCAUGAAGCCAAACGUGAAGAACAAUAGAGACCUGGACUUCACCGUAGACAUUGACUUCAAGGGUCAGCUGUGUGAGAUGUCGAAGACAUCAGAGUACAGGAUGCGUUAGAGGCCUCUCUCCCUUCCUGUGUUAGUUUGUCUUUAGUAGGGGACAGAUUAUACAGUUUGCCUGGGAGUCUGUACAAAAGUUAAAUACUCCCCCGCAGCAACAUUUUAAAGUCAUCUUCUUUUUUUUUUUGUCAUUCUUCAAAUGUUAACAGUAUUUAAAAGAUUUUCACAUCCUUGAA
Messenger RNA from Thunnus maccoyii (southern bluefin tuna), 1303 nucleotides. It is a transcript of the gene prmt1, whose product is annotated as protein arginine methyltransferase 1. The transcript is spliced from 10 exons. NCBI's taxonomy places the organism in Eukaryota, Metazoa, Chordata, Actinopteri, Scombriformes, Scombridae. Gene Ontology annotation, cellular component: nucleus. Bases 79 to 1125 code for a protein of 348 amino acids. The record is from RefSeq and is a predicted model, not a curated record. Gene Ontology annotation, molecular function: protein-arginine N-methyltransferase activity.